AUGUCGGAAAUAAUGAUUUAUGGGAUACCAGUUACUUUUCCUUUUGAACCUUACGAGGUUCAAAAAUCCUAUAUGGAAAAGGUUAUUGAAAGUUUACAAAAUAACACAAACGCAGUACUUGAAUCACCGACGGGAACAGGAAAAACUCUCAGCCUUUUAUGUUCAUCGUUAGCAUGGCUGUUGGUAAAAAAAGCACAAUUGCAAAUGAAUGCACAACUUGGUAACUUUUCUGAACACAGUGGAUAUAGCAAUACAUUGCGAGACAAUCUGAAAAGUAACGCAGGCAAAUCUAAGGAUAACACAUCAUGGGGCAUGCCAAAGAUUAUAUACUCUUCCCGUACGCAUUCACAAUUAACGCAAGCUAUGCAGGAAUUGAAAAGAUCCAGCUAUCGGCAUGUAAAAGCAGCAGUUCUGGGCUCGAGAGACCAGAUGUGUAUUCACCCGGAGGUAUCAAAGGAAACAAAUAAUAUGAAUAAAGUUCAUAUGUGCCAGCUGAAAGUAAAAUCUAGGACUUGUCAUUUCUACAAUAAUGUUGAAUCAAAGAAGGAUGACAGAGCUGUGAAAGGCGAUGAUAUUUUAGACAUAGAAGAUUUAGUUAGUGUCGGUAAGAAAUUAAAAUGCUGCCCAUAUUAUUUGUCGAAGGAACUCAAACAAGACGCUGAUAUAAUAUUUAUGCCAUAUAACUAUCUAUUAGAUCCAAAAUCAAGGCGGGCUAAUGGAGUCGAGCUCAUGAAUAAUAUUAUUAUACUGGAUGAAGCACAUAACGUAGAGAAAAUGUGUGAGGAGUCCGCUUCACUGCAAAUAAGAACUACAGAUGUUGCUCUGUGUAUAGAUGAAAUUACUUACAUAAUGAAAUCAUUUGUGGAUGGAGAGGACUUAGAUGUUACACUGGAUCCAAACCAACCAAAAGAUUUCACUUGCGAUGAUUUAUGUACAUUAAAAGAAAUGAUGUUGGCAUUUGAGAAAGCUGUGGAUGAAAUCCAAGUCGGUUCCGAAGGCUCUACGUUUCCUGGCGGGUAUAUCUUUGAGCUUCUGUCUAAAGCUGAGAUCACAGACAGAAAUCAAAUGUCAGUUAUAGGAUUAAUAGAAAAUUUAAUUCAAUAUCUUUCUACCGCUAGCUCUUCACCGUUUACAAGAAAAGGCGUGGGAUUACAAAAGAUUGUUGAUCUGUUAAAUGUGGUCUUCAGCGGUACUACAGUAGCUUAUAAGGAAAGAGUAAAGCUUUGCUACAAGGUCCACAUACAAGUGGAAGAAAAGAAAAAUAAUAAGAAAACAGACAGCUGGGGUGCUCUUAAAGCAUCAAAUACAAAAUCCGCUGAGAGGGUUCUUAGCUACUGGUGUUUCAGUCCAGGAUUUGGAAUGAAGCAGUUGUUGGAACAAAAUGUUAGAAGUAUUAUAUUAACAAGCGGUACUUUAGCUCCAUUGAAACCUCUUAUAUCUGAAUUGGGUAUACCCAUAGGAGUUCAACUAGAGAAUCCACAUAUAGUCAAAUCCAAUCAAAUACAUGUUAAAAUUAUUGGUCAAGGUCCGGAUUCUGAAAUAUUAAAUUCCAAUUAUCAGAACAGAGAUAAUCCCAAAUACAUUUCAUCUUUAGGAAGAACGAUACUAAGCUUCUCUCGAGUUAUACCUGAUGGAUUAUUGGUUUUCUUUCCGUCCUACCCCAUCAUGACAAAGUGUCAAGAAAUGUGGCAGGCUGAGGGCAUCUGGUCAAGCUUAAAUAGUAUAAAACCAAUAUUUGUUGAACCACAAAGGAAGGACACAUUCAAUAGCAUCAUCAACGACUAUUACGGUAAAAUAAGGGAUCCAAAUAGUAGAGGAGCAUGCUUUAUGGCAGUUUGUAGAGGGAAAGUAUCUGAAGGUCUGGACUUUGCUGAUAUGAACGGGAGAGCAGUUAUUAUUACGGGAUUACCUUUUCCACCGCUUAAAGAUCCCAGAAUAAUAUUGAAGAAGAAAUACUUAGAAGAGCUUAGGGUGAAUCAAAAAGAAUACUUAUCUGGUGACGAGUGGUACUCAUUGGAAGCAAGCAGAGCUGUUAACCAAGCUAUUGGUAGAGUCAUCAGACACCAGAACGAUUAUGGUGCUAUUCUAUUAUGUGAUACCAGAUUUAACAAUCCUAAGCUAAAAAAUCAAUUAUCGGCUUGGCUUAGAGACCAUAUAGUGGUGUCGAAUAAGUUUGGGUUGACUGUGAGUGAGAUAUGUAGAUUUUUCAAAAAUGCUGAAACCUCUUUGCCAGCACCUAAAUUGAAACCAUUACUUCCUCAUGAGUCUAACACUAACUUCAAAGAGUCCAAUGCUCCGAGUUUAACUGGUGUAUCAUUUCCUGUUACCAACAGUAGAGCUGUAAAUAAAACUAAGACAUUGAACACAGUCAGUCAGUAUCCAAAUUCUAAUGAAGUGUAUGCAGAUUUUUCUAUAGAUUUUUAUAAAAAUGCCCAAGCUUCAACAUAUGUUAAUGAAUUUAAACCGAAGGCCACAAAGGAUUUAUUCAGUGCUUUAGAUAGCAGCAGUUCAUCUCAGGGGUCUUCAGAGUCUCUCGUUACUAUUAAUAAAAGAUCUUCACAAGAUAUCCCAAUCAUAGCCGCAUCAAAGAAGAAGAAAUUGAAGAUAAAGUCAUUCGGUUUUGAAGAAAAUCUUCAUAACAGAGGAUCAUCGGAGAUGCCAAAGGAAAGAUUAGCUCCAACAUCAUUAAUCGAUUUCGUUAAGGAAAUAAAAACUUUGUUAGAACCAGACCAAUAUAAAAAAUUUCAAUUGUCAAUAUCAACUUACAAGAAGGAAGGUGAUUACAAUGUAUUUUUACAAACACUCUCAGAGUUACUAGAAAAUUCCAGAUUGUUUUAUUUGUUUAAAGGCAUGAAGAGAUUCUUGAAAGACAACCACAAACAAUCAUUUGAUGAAUACUGUGAUAAUGUUAAGUUUCAUAGCUGA
Messenger RNA from Danaus chrysippus (African queen), 2925 nucleotides. The record is from the annotation of a GenBank genome assembly. NCBI's taxonomy places the organism in Eukaryota, Metazoa, Arthropoda, Insecta, Lepidoptera, Nymphalidae.